This is a messenger RNA of Microthlaspi erraticum, 1101 nucleotides long. Lineage: Eukaryota; Viridiplantae; Streptophyta; Magnoliopsida; Brassicales; Brassicaceae. The record is from the annotation of a GenBank genome assembly.
AUGGAGACUAAACAGAGUAUACCUCUCCUCACGGCCUGUCAGAUGGGACCCUUCAAUCUUUCUCACAGGGUUGUUCUGGCGCCAUUGACGAGACAGAGAUCGUACGGUUACAUUCCUCAGCCUCACGCCAAGUUAUAUUACACUCAGAGAACAACGCCCGGUGGUCUUCUUAUUUCUGAAUCCUGUGUAGUGUCCGAGACCUCAAAGGGGUAUAUAUACCUGGAAUAUGGACCAGAGAGCAAGUGGAGGCCUGGAAGCCAAUCGUCGAUGCGGUUCAUUCCAAAGGCGGCAUCUUCUUCUGCCAGAUUUGGCACGGGUGGCAGGGUUUUCAAUCAAGACCAGCCAAAUGGGGAAGCUCCUAUCUCCUCGACAGACAAGCCCUUGACGUCCAAAAACAUAUAUGGAGGUGAGUUUACUCCUCCAAGACGGUUAAGGACCGACGAGAUCUCUGCCAUUGUCAACGACUUCAGAGUUGCUGCAAGAAAUGCAAUGGAAGCUGGCUUUGAUGGAGUCGAGGUUCACGGUGCACAUGGUUACCUGAUCGAUCAGUUUCUGAAAGACAAAGUGAAUGACAGAAGUGACGAGUACGGUGGGUCGCUAGAGAACCGCUGUAGAUUCGCUGUUGAAGUAGUCGAGGCAGUGGCCAAGGAGAUCGGUUCAGAUCGUGUCGGGAUCAGAUUCUCGCCUUUCGCAGAUUACAUGGAGUCGGGAGACUCAAACGCAGAGGCGUUAGGACUGUACCUGGUGCAAGCUAUGAACAGGUGUGGGAUCAUCUACUGUCACAUGGUUGAACCUAGAAUGAAACUUCUUGAAGAAAUGUCCGAGUGCACGAAAUCGCUGACGCCGAUGAGAAAGGCCUUCAAAGGAACGUUCAUAGUAGCCGGAGGUUAUACGAGAGAAGACGGGAACAAGGCGGUGGCAGAGGGAGCAACGGAUCUGGUGGGUUAUGGACGGACGUUCUUGGCGAAUCCGGAUCUGCCUAGGAGAUUCCAACUCAAUGCUCCGUUGAAUGAGUACGACAGAUCAACGUUCUACACUUCUGAUCCUGUCGUUGGAUACACAGACUAUCCUUUUCUCGAGACGACAGACACGGCUGCUUAA